AUGGGGACGACCAGGAAGGUUAUCGCUGUACUUGGCCCAGGCCGUGCGGAGCUUGUUGAUCGGCCUCUGCCGGCGGUGCGAGACAGGUUUAUGUUGGUCAAACCGGUCGCGAUUGCGUUGAAUCCGACAGACUGGAAACACGUUGACGUUGGUGUCGUUGGUGCAGUCGUUGGAUGCGAUUAUGCCGGCAUCGUUGAAGCUAUAGGAAAGGGAGUUAGGAAGAAGUUCAAGAAGGGCGAUAGGGUCUACGGCGUCGUCCACGGAUGCAACAGGCAAGAGUUAGACGACGGGGCGUUUGCCGACUACAUCCUUGCCAAAGGAGAUGUCCAGUCCCGUAUUCCAGACAAUCUAUCCUUUGAAGAAGCCGCCACGCUUGGUGUAGGCAUCAUCACGGUCUGUCAAGGGCUCUAUCUCGGUCUCGGACUAGACCUUCCCACCUCUCCUAGCUUCAAAAGGACGCCGGUGCUGAUAUACGGCGGAAGCACUGCGACUGGUUCCCUGGGCAUCCAAUUUGCAAAACUGUCAGGUUUUGCCCCAAUCGCAGUCUGUUCUCCACGGAACUUUGAAUUCGUCAAAAACCUAGGCGCCGUGGCAGCGUUCGACUACCACGACUUGGACUGUGGCUCAAAGAUCCGUGAAUUUACCGGCAAUAAAUUAAAACUGGCUUGGGACACCAUCUCGCUCCCUGUCAGCGCCCGCAUAUGUGCUCACGCCCUUUCCAGCGGACCCGGAGGUAGAUACUUCGCUCUCCUCCCAGAACCCUGUCCGCGAGAUGACGUCGAAUCCAGCUACACCAUGGCCUACUACAUGUUUGGCGAGAAAGUUCAGAUGUCAGAGAACGGGCCGGUGAUACCUCCCGACCACUCCGGCUUUCGAUAUGCAAAAGAGUUCGUGUCCAUGGCAAACCAGCUGCUGGCGGACGGAAAGAUCAAGGUACACCCACAGCAAGUGUGCGGCCGUGGGCUUGCGGGAGCAGUCGAGGGACUCCAGAUGAUGCGCGAGGGCAAAGUGACAAGGAGCAAGCUGGUGUAUCGGGUGGCGGAGACUCCCGGCCUAGAACAUGAAGAAAAUGAAGAUAUGAGGUGA
This is a messenger RNA of Arthroderma uncinatum, 1086 nucleotides long. RefSeq names its product zinc-binding oxidoreductase ToxD. The transcript is spliced from 2 exons. Bases 1 to 1086 code for a protein of 361 amino acids. Lineage: Eukaryota; Fungi; Ascomycota; Eurotiomycetes; Onygenales; Arthrodermataceae. Gene Ontology annotation, molecular function: oxidoreductase activity, acting on NAD(P)H. The record is from RefSeq and is a predicted model, not a curated record.